Hemiscyllium ocellatum (epaulette shark) is the source of this 3234-nucleotide messenger RNA. RefSeq names its product ferroxidase HEPHL1-like. Gene Ontology annotation, cellular component: plasma membrane. The transcript has 19 exons. Bases 19 to 3234 code for a protein of 1071 amino acids. Gene Ontology annotation, biological process: iron ion transport. Gene Ontology annotation, molecular function: oxidoreductase activity; copper ion binding. The record is from RefSeq and is a predicted model, not a curated record. NCBI's taxonomy places the organism in Eukaryota, Metazoa, Chordata, Chondrichthyes, Orectolobiformes, Hemiscylliidae.
GAAGUAUCAGUGAGAAAAAUGAGUCCGCUUCAUAUUCUCCUAGUCCUUAGUCUUUCUGAAAUCGUAAACUCUAUUACUCGAAAUUACUAUAUCGCAGUCAAAGAAGAGACAUGGGAUUAUGCACCCAGCGGCAUAAACGUCCUUACAAACCAGGAUCUGAAACGGGAUGAGAAUGCAGCAGUAUUUCUUACGAGGAGCAAAAACAGGAUUGGACGAUUGUACAAAAAGGCCAUCUAUAAACAGUUUACUGAUGCAACUUACUCAACCGAGGUUUCUAAACCUGACUGGCUUGGAUUUCUUGGCCCACUGCUUAGAGCAGAGGUGGAAGACUUGAUUAUUAUUCACUUCAAAAAUUUUGCAUCGCGUCCCUAUUCUUUACAUCCUCAUGGAGUUUUCUACAAGAAAGAUUCAGAAGGUGCUUUUUAUCCUGAUCAAACAUCAGGUAAAUAUAAGGUGGAUGAUGCUGUUCCACCAGGAGGAAGUCACAUCUAUACAUGGAUAGUCAAGAAAGAGUAUGCACCUACAGAUGCUGACCCAGCUUGUUUAACUUGGAUUUACCAUUCCCAUGUAGAUGCUCCAAAGGAUAUUUCCUCAGGUUUGAUCGGAGUGCUGUUAACAUGUAAAAAAGGAAGUUUGGAUGAUGUGACACUGAAACGUAAAGAUGUUGACCAGGACUUUGUCAUGAUGUUCAGUGUUGUGGAUGAAAAUCUGAGUUGGUAUUUAGAUGAUAAUAUAAAUAAAUACUGCACCCUGCCAUCUGCAGUUGACAAAGAUGAUGAAGCUUUUCAGGAAAGUAACAAAAUGCAUUCUAUCAAUGGUUUUCUUUUUGGAAAUUUGCCUGGGCUGAACAUGUGCCGUGGCCAGUCUAUUUCUUGGCAUUUGUUUUCAAUAGGAAAUGAAGUUGAUAUUCAUUCAGCAUACUUCCAUGGCCAGACUCUCAUUAACAAAGGUCAUAAAGUGGAUGUCAUUAGUCUUUUUCCAGCUACAUUUGUCACAGUACAAAUGGUUUCUAGGAAUGUUGGAAAAUGGCUGUUAAGCUGCCAAGUGAAUGACCAUAUUAAAGCUGGUAUGCAAGCAUUGUUUGUUGUGCAGGAAUGUGGGCACCAUUAUUCAGAAACCACACUUACUGGUAAAGAAAGAAACUACUUCAUUGCAGCUGAAAUAGACCAGUGGAAAUAUGGUCCAACAAACAAGAAUUUAUUUAAUGGUCAGCCACUAGAUGCAGAAGGAAGUGAUUCUGAGAUUUUCUUCAAGAGAAGUACUGAUAAAAUAGGAGGAGAAUACUGGAAAGUUCGUUAUGUUGAAUAUACCGAUGAAACCUUUAGCACUAGAAAAGAUCGAUCACAAAUGGAAGAUCACCUAGGAAUACUUGGUCCAGUAAUCAAAGCCGAAGUUGGAGACACCAUUUUUGUUACAUUUAUGAAUAAUGCAGACCGCGCCUACAGCAUUCAACCACAUGGUGUCUAUUUUACAAAGGAGUUUGAUGGAACAAGCUAUGUUGAUGGUUUUGAGAAAAAUGGUUCCCACGUAGAGCCUGGCACAUCCUUCAUGUACAAGUGGACAGUACCUGACCAUGUUGGACCUGCAGUGAACGACCCACCCUGCCUGACUUGGAUGUACUAUUCUGCCACCAAUCCAGUUGAGGAUACCAAUUCAGGCCUAAUUGGGCCACUGGUUGUUUGCAGACAGAAUACACUAAAUCCAGAUGGCUUACAGAAAGACAUUGAACAGGAGUUUUACUUGCUGUAUACAAUUUUUGAUGAAAAUCUUAGUUGGUAUCUUCCAAAGAAUUUGGAGACAUUCAUUCAAAAUAGUUCCAGCAUCGAUCAGGAGGAUGAAGAAUUUCAAGAAUCAAAUAAAAUGCAUGCCAUCAAUGGUUACAUGUUUGGUAACUUGCCUGGACUAGAAAUGUGCAAGGGUGACAAUGUCUCAUGGCAUUUGAUUGGACUUGGCACUGAAAUCGACAUGCAUGGAAUCUAUUUUCAAGGCAACACAAUCAAGUUCAAGGGGACCACACAUGAUGUAUUCAGUGUGUUCCCUCAUACUUCUGCAACAGUCUUCAUGCAGCCUGAUGAUAUUGGUACAUUUAAGGUGAUCUGCCGAACAGCUGAUCACUAUAUGGGUGGAAUGAAACACAUGUAUCAUGUUAGAAACUGCAAUAAAAGUGUCCCGGACCAGGUUUAUGAGACAAUUCGAACGUACUACAUUGCUGCAGUGGAACUUGAGUGGGACUAUUCUCCCGACAGGAACUGGGAGCUGGAAAGACACAAUGCAACCAAAGAAGAAAGGUGUUUUGGCCAUGUGUUUGUUGGUACAGGACAAGAUAAAAUUGGGCCCAGGUAUAAAAAAGUUGUUUAUAGGGAAUUUACAGAUGGAACGUUCAUCACACAGAAAACAAGACUGCCAGAAGAACAGCACUUGGAAAUACUCGGUCCAAUUAUUCGCGCAGAGGUUGGUGACAGUAUCAUGGUUAUAUUUAAGAAUUUAGCUUCCUUUCCUUACUCUAUCCAUCCACAUGGUGCAGAAGAGGUAAACAGUGGCAAACAUCUCAAAGUACCCGUUACUAAGCCAGGUGAAGUCAAGGUCUACAGAUGGAAUGUUCCAGAAAGAUCAGGACCUGGUAUUGGAGAUUCAAAUUGUAUCACCUGGAUUUAUUAUUCUGCAGUACGAUUUGUGAAGGAUCUAUACAGUGGUUUGGUUGGCCCACUGAUAACCUGCCGUAAAGGAGUACUCACAGAGACUGGCAUGAGGAAAGAUGUUGAUCGGGAAUUUGCUCUAUUGUUCAUGGUGUAUGAUGAAAAUGAAUCCUGGUACUUGGAUAACAAUAUUAUCACUUACCUCCAUGUGGACCCAACUAAAUUGAAGAAAACAGACGAAUUUGUGGAAAGCAAUAAAAUACAUGCAAUCAAUGGGAAGAUUUACGGAAAUCUUCAUGGACUGACUAUGGUUAAAGGAGAGAAGGUUGAUUGGUAUUUGCUGGGUAUGGGAAAUGAAGUAGACAUGCACACUGUUCAUUUCCAUGCCCAGAGUUUUAUCUAUAGGAUGGAUAACGAUUACCGAGCUGACGUGUAUGAUCUUUUCCCUGGAACAUUCCAGACCAUAGAAAUGAUUGCAUCGAAUCCUGGUACUUGGCUGUUGCAUUGUCACAUAGCUGAUCAUAUUCAUGCUGGCAUGGAAACCACUUAUACCAUCCUAAAUCAUACAGACCAAGGAUCCUGGGGUCAGAAGUUCUGA